AGUCAUCGCAGGAAGACGUUCCAGAAACCAGGAUCCAUGGAUCUUUGCAUAACCAUUAAAGGAGUCUCGUUCCUCCUGCAGACAGGGCUGGGGAUUCUGGGUAACACAUCUGUGCUGAUGGCAUACACUCAUAUCGCUUAUGUAGAGUCACGCCUACAGCCUGUGGACAAAAUCCUGGCUCACCUGGCUUUCAGCAACCUACUGCAAAUGCUGACUCGGAGCGUUCCACAGACGAUGGUCAUCUUUGGCUUGCACAACAUGCUGGAUGACUCAGGCUGCAAAGUGGUGAUCUACACCUAUCGCAUUCACCGUGCCCUCUCUAUCUGCCUCACCGGGAUGCUGAGCUUCUUUCAAGCAGUGACCAUUGCACCAUCAGUUGGGCCACUCCUGACCAAACUGAAAUCUCGUCUCUCACAGCUGGUCAUGCCCACCUUUAUAGGUCUGUGGCUCCUCAACAUGAUUAUUUGUAUUACCUUUGCAUUUUUUUCCAUAUCACCUCGUAAUGGCACCGUGCCUGCUUUUACCCUCAAUCUAAGCUUCUGUCACAUUGACUUCCAUGACAGUCUGACUUAUGUGGUGAAUGGUGCCAUCAUCUCAAUACGAGACUUUGCGUUUGUCUCCGUCAUGCUGGCAUCGAGCGGCUACAUCCUCAUCCUCCUGCACAAACACAGCAGGCAAGUCAGGUCCAUACGACGCACUCAGCAAGGAACCUCCAUGGAAAUGCAGGCAGCUAAAACCGUUGUCAUGCUGGUGGUGCUGUACAGCGUGUUUUUCGGUAUUGAUAAUGUGAUAUGGAUCUACAUGCUGACUGUUGCCCAGGUCCCGUCUGUGGUGGUGGACCUGAGAACAUUUUUUUCCACAUGUUAUGCCACAUUCAGUCCUUUUCUCAUGAUUAGCACCAAUAAAAAGAUAAAGGAGAGGAUGGUGUGUGCAGCUGGAGAACAGGCAGCUGAGGACAGUGAGAAACAAAACACUAAAUGA
Molecule: messenger RNA, 981 nt
Organism: Clarias gariepinus (North African catfish)
Lineage: Eukaryota; Metazoa; Chordata; Actinopteri; Siluriformes; Clariidae
Product: olfactory receptor class A-like protein 1
Exons: 2
Coding region: 37-981 (314 amino acids)
Biological process (GO): G protein-coupled receptor signaling pathway
Cellular component (GO): membrane
Molecular function (GO): pheromone receptor activity
Source: RefSeq, a predicted model, not a curated record